Bursaphelenchus xylophilus (pine wood nematode) is the source of this 1066-nucleotide messenger RNA. The record is from the annotation of a GenBank genome assembly. NCBI's taxonomy places the organism in Eukaryota, Metazoa, Nematoda, Chromadorea, Rhabditida, Aphelenchoididae.
AUGUCGGCUGAAGCCCCUAUCCGAAAUCCCGCGCCUCACCGAGGAUUCAAUUCCAAGGCGAGAGAAGUCUUACUGGACGGCCCUUCCCCCAGCUCCAGGUUUGGUAAGUUCGUUUGUCAUCAUUUUAAUACAUGUAACAUUAAAAUAUUGCAUGUAUUAAAAAACGCUUGAGUUAUAUAUUACACAUAUAUGGCAACUCGGGUUGACUCCAUUUUUGGUGGCUUUGCCUAAACCCCCGCUAAAUAUUUUGCGAGUAUCCAUCGAUUAAAAUAAUAUCAACCCGAGUUGCCCGGUAGGUAUUACGUAAGCCUUGUGGGUUAUUAAUUCGAGAAGUUUACAGUACAGUCAGAAUUUACGAAAUUCUUGGCUGAUAAGCAGUCAAAAUGCCAUUGUUUUGGUCAACAUCAAGAAUCCCCGGAAUCUUGACUGGCCAAAAAACAGCAGCCAAGAAUUCCGCAAAUCCCGAUUGUAAACCCGACAAGAUUUUUUUUUUUUAAUUUUGACAUGGUCCUCUCGGAUUAAUAAGCACAAGGCUUAUAUCAUGCAAAAAAUUGAUAAUGUAAAUCCCAUUAAAGUUUUAAUAAUCGUAAUUUUAGGACUGGAAAGGACAGGAAGUGAUGAAGAAUUCAGGCGAAAACUGGCGGGAAUGAGACUAAACCGAACCGACAGUGAAGCCACAAACGAUAGUCAGAAGAGCAGUUCGUCCACGCAAUCAUGUGGCCAAAGUAGGUCCCAUAUUUUUAAUUCGACAUCGAUCUUAGCAUAAGAUUAAAACCUUACCUUACUAAUAAUAACCCUUUUAGUGAACGACUUCACGGACCUCGAUGAGUUCCCCAAGAAGACCAUCCUCUCCCAUAAACUCCUAUCCGAAGUGGGGAAGGCCAGAUCCGUGGGAGACCUCGUAAAACACAAGAAAACAGCUGUAAAGACAUUCCAACAACUCAACAUUAUGAAACUCCCCAGUGUCGAUUCAGAUCUUGGUGAUAAAAGAUCUCUGGGACGAUCGGAUUCCUUCGGAUCGUUGGAUGAAGAUUCGGAACGACGAAAUCAAUACGAAAUGAAAUGA